AUGGCAUAUCGGUUCCGUGGAAGUGAGGCCUCCUCACUUCUCCUCACCUCCACCUCGCUGCGCAGAAGCUCAGGCUUCUUUACCUUCAUAUCGGCUUUGGAAACAUGCGCCAUAUUCAUGCCUAUGCGCGUAGUCGAGCCUCUAUCUCAACUCUUCGCUUUCAUCGUCCUCAGUCUCUGCGUCAAUCGCGACCGCGAGAAGCUCACGUUUACGCGUCGACCUGGCGGAGACGAGUCAAUGGUCUACGAACAUACCAGAGAGGGGAGGACGAUCUCUGUGUCUACUUCUUCAGUCAAUAGAGGGAUGGUUUCGGCGAUGGGGGCGGGGAAUGGGAGUCAGGAUGCUAGGGAGAGGCAGAGGCGGUAUAUUGAGGACCAUAGGAUGUAUGAGUUGGAGGAUGCGACGAGUGGGAGGAGGAAGGGGAGGAGGUCGACGACGGUGGGUUGA
Messenger RNA from Stereum hirsutum FP-91666 SS1, 447 nucleotides. RefSeq lists its product as uncharacterized. The record is from RefSeq and is a predicted model, not a curated record. Bases 1 to 447 code for a protein of 148 amino acids. The transcript has 2 exons. NCBI's taxonomy places the organism in Eukaryota, Fungi, Basidiomycota, Agaricomycetes, Russulales, Stereaceae.